UCGUAUUAUAAAGCGGAAAAUAAUAAUAAAAUAUAAUAAACUUUCUUUCUUUUUCUUUUUCUUUUUUUCAAAAUUUUCUUAUAUAUUUGCUUGCAGACCCGGUGCCUCGGGGCAGACGGUGGUAACUCCCUCCCCUCUCAAAAAUCUCUGAUCGAAGGUUUUAAAAUCUUCAACUUGGAUACAAGAUUUAAUAUAACAUGAGCACUCGGGGGGCCAGGGCGCCACAUGCAAGAGGGCGGCGAAGAAAGAAUGAGUUGAACUUGGACCUCAAUAGUGCCCCACCUGGUGACAGUCGGGAACAGGAGGGAACUUCAACUCAGUCAGUGCCUCAGAAUAAUCAAGCGACUUUGCAAGUUCAGCCCAUACCACCUAAUACGAUUGAUGUUGAGGCUAUUGAUGAUGAUGUUAUUGAAUCCAGCCCCACGGCUUUUGCUGAGGCUAAAAACAAUUCCAGAAGGAACCGGAGGACUGUUGUUGAUGUGGAAUCAGAACGGACGGCUAGGGUCACUCAGAACAAGCGCAGAAGAGUUGGACCAAACCAAACAAUUAUUAAUUGUGAUUUUUACAUAAAUCUGGAAAGCAACAGCAACUCCACCUCCACGAAACAGAAUGUUACACAGCCGCCUCCACCACCACCACCACCAAAGGAGCCCACCUUUACCUGUCCCAUUUGCAUGGCUCCUUUAGUUGAGGAGAUGUCAACAAAAUGUGGCCACAUUUUCUGUAAGGCUUGCAUUAAAGUUGCAAUAGGUGCGCAGGGCAAAUGCCCUACAUGUAGGAGAAAAGUAACAAUGAAAGAACUGAUUAGGGUAUUCCUCCCUACGACCUGUUGAUUGGUGAUGGUUAUGAAAGGUGGUUUUUGAGGGAGUGAGGAUUGGGGAAUUGAAUUGGCAUGCCUGCAGAAUUGAAUUUUCAUACUCAAAUGGUUUGUAUCAAAAAAGAUGUUAUGAUUAGUGGGUAUUUGUAACUUCUUUAUGAAAUCAGGCACCUUAAUUUUAGCUUUAUGCUGCUUGUAAUGCAAUUAGCUUUUGGAUGAGCAAUGAAUGGCCCAAGUUCUUAGUGAUGAA
Pyrus x bretschneideri (Chinese white pear) is the source of this 1067-nucleotide messenger RNA. RefSeq names its product E3 ubiquitin-protein ligase RNF4. Lineage: Eukaryota; Viridiplantae; Streptophyta; Magnoliopsida; Rosales; Rosaceae. Bases 198 to 833 code for a protein of 211 amino acids. The transcript is spliced from 6 exons. The record is from RefSeq and is a predicted model, not a curated record.